Messenger RNA from Rhagoletis zephyria (snowberry fruit fly), 1404 nucleotides. It is a transcript of the gene wupA, whose product is annotated as troponin wings up A. Gene Ontology annotation, cellular component: troponin complex. NCBI's taxonomy places the organism in Eukaryota, Metazoa, Arthropoda, Insecta, Diptera, Tephritidae. Gene Ontology annotation, biological process: muscle contraction. The record is from RefSeq and is a predicted model, not a curated record.
UGAGCGAAUUUCGACCAAAAUAUAGUCUGCCGUGGAUCGCCGGACCAUUCAGUCUUUUCCCGUUCGACUAGUGUUCUCCGAUCUGUGAGGUUGCUCGCACACCUAUUUUUUAAUUCCUUUAAGUUAAUAAAUCCAAAAACACAAAUCCAAAAUGGCUGAUGAUGAGAAGAAAGCAGCUGCACCUGCACCGGCUCCAGCAGCAAAACCAGCACCAGCACCCGCCGCCGCCGCCGCUGCACCCGCACCAGCGGCAGCAGCAGCAAAACCAGCCGCCCCAGCUGCCGGAGCUGCUCCAGCGGCAGCACCAGCCGCAGGCGCUAAAGCAGCUGCGCCAGCAGCCCCAGCUAAACCACUAGAUCCCAAGGAUGAGGCAAAGAAGGCUAAACAGGCCGAGAUUGAACGCAAGCGUGCUGAAGUGCGCAAGCGUAUGGAGGAAGCCUCCAAGGCUAAGAAGGCCAAGAAGGGUUUCAUGACCCCAGAAAGGAAGAAGAAGCUUAGGUUGUUGCUCCGUAAAAAAGCCGCUGAAGAGCUGAAGAAAGAACAAGAACGCAAAGCCGCUGAACGUAGACGCAUCAUUGAAGAACGUUGCGGUAGCCCGAGAAAUCUCAGCGACGCCAGCGAAGAAACACUUAAAAAUAUAAUCAAGCAACACUAUGACAGGAUUAAUAAAUUGGAGGACCAGAAAUAUGACCUUGAGUAUGUUGUUAAACGCAAGGAUGUUGAGAUCAACGAUCUCAAUGCCCAAGUUAACGAUCUGCGUGGCAAAUUCGUGAAACCAGCCUUGAAGAAGGUGUCCAAAUACGAAAACAAAUUCGCCAAGCUCCAGAAGAAGGCCGCUGAAUUUAACUUCCGUAACCAACUUAAGGUUGUUAAGAAGAAGGAAUUCACAUUGGAAGAGGAAGAGAAGGAGAAAAAACCCGACUGGUCCAAGGGCAAACCCGGCGAUGCUAAGGUAAAGGAGGAAGUUGAAGUUGAUGCCUAAGUUCGUUCCCGACCUAUGUGUGACUCCCGCCCUAAUUAUAAAUUUUAUUUAAAGUUUUUUUAAUUCAAACAACAUCAGAAUUACGAAUAUACUUCAUUAUUUACAAAUAUAUAUUUUUUAAAAAGUAAUCAUAAUUGUUACAAACCAAAAAACAAAACAUAUAAAUCGCCUUCUCUAAAUUUACAACAUCAACAUUGCAAACAAGAAUCUGCUCGUAUAAAAAACAAAAAAAAAGAUUGAUUAACAUAAAGCAAUUAGAAAAACAAACAACUUUAAAAUAAAAUUGCACGGAUAGUAUUGAGUUAUAACAACACCAAAAAGAACAGCAAAACAAGCAAACACAAAACUCAAUUUAUGAAUAAAUUUUUUUUUAUUGUAAUAUAAACAAAACAAACAUUUUAUUAAAAAGAAAAACAACAAAA